GCAACGCAACGCAAGAUAGAUAACUAACAGGGCCGCGAGAGCCUGAACCGGCAUGGCGGCAGGCAGGGCGGCAGGGCCGGGCGGGGAUCGGAGCGGAACAACCAGGGAUCCGGGGCAGAAAUUCCUUACUCGUACGGAGUACACCGUACGGAGUACUCCGUCAGGGUAAAGUUACAUCGUAGCCCAGUCUAGACCGACGGGAUCACGUGCGCCCGGCGAAAAUCAUUCCAUCGUUUCAUCAUCCCGGAAUCCCGACGGAGGUCGCCCGUAGUACUCCGUCCUCCGUCCUCCGUCCUCCGUCCUCAGAUCCAUCUUUAGGUCCGGAGGUUGAGCCAUCAUGGCGUCGAAAAUCGUCGUUCUGGGCGACGUCCACGGGGAGCUGCGGGAUGUCUUCACCAAGCUCUCCAAGCUGCACGCCAAGCAGGAUUUCUCCUUGGCCAUCGUCGUUGGCGACCUCUUCGGCGACGGGGCGACGGAGCAGGAGCAGGAGCAGGUCAGCGCGCUGCUCCAAGGCCAGCUGGCGGUGCCGCUGCCCACGUAUUUCACGCUGGGCCGCCGGCCGCUGCCUGCCCCCGUGGUCGAGGCCAUUGAGGCCACCGACGAGGUCUGCCCCAACCUCUACUUCCUGGGUCGUCGGGGCACCCUCAAGACCGCCGAGGGCGUGCGCCUGGUGGCCCUGGGAGGCCAGCUCGAGUCCGCCGGCGGCGCGCCGUCCGACAAAUACCAGCCCGCCUACACCGAAUCCGAUGCGCGAGCCCUCCACGGCGCCCACCAGGCCGACAUCCUCAUCACCCACCAGUGGCCCCGGGACAUUCGCACCGGCUCGAACGCCCCCGUGCCCGACGAUGCCACCCUCCCCGCCGAGGUGCAGUGCGUGGCCGACCUCUGCUCCACGCUCAAGCCGCGCUACCACCUCGCCUCCUCCGCCGCCGGCUUCUUCUGGGAGCGCGAGCCCUUCUUCCACCUCCCUACGGACGAUCACCCCGACGCGAAACCGCUGACCCGCUUCAUCAGCCUCGCCGCCUACAGCAAAACCGCCAAAACGAAAUGGAUGUACGCCUUCACCCUCGACCCCCAAGCCGCCCCCGCCCUGACCAUCCCCGCCGGCGCAACCGCAACCCCCUUGGCCCCCGUCGCCAGCAAGCGCAGGCCCCUCCAGUCACAAAAGGACUCGUACCGCCGCUUCGCCGUCGACGAGGAAGACCAUCAGCGGCCUCGCAAACGUCCCCGCGCGCCCCCGCCCGGUCCCGACCAAUGCUUCUUCUGCCUGUCCAAUCCCAACAUCGCCACUCACCUCAUCACCUCCAUCGGCGACGAAAGCUACCUCACCACCGCCAAAGGCCCUCUCCCGACCUCCAAGACCUUCCCCACCCUGGACUUUCCCGGCCAUAUGCUCAUCAUCCCCUUCACCCAUACCCCAACCCUCAACAGCAUCACCGAUGACUCGGCCCGCCAGACAACCUACGCCGAAAUGCACCGCUACCGCACCUCCCUGCACGCCAUGCUACAACAGCGCGCCAACAACGCCCUCGGCGCCGUUACCUGGGAGGUCAGCCGCGGCAACGGAAUCCACGUCCACUGGCAAUUCCUUCCCGUGCCGGCCUCGCUCAUCAAACGUGGUCUCGUCGACGCCGGUUUCCGAGUCGAAGCCGAGAACCUCAAAUACCCCAAAUUCGAAUCCGCAUCCGCCUCCACCACCGACCCCAGCGCCGAGCCCGGCGAUUUCUUCCGCGUGUGGAUCUGGGAUCCCCCGUCUCCGGCUUCCGCCUCGGGGGAGAACGACGGCAGGGAUGGGGAUGCCGGGUCCGAGAAAACGCUUCUGCUACCCCUGGGCCCCGACUUUCGAUUCGAUCUGCAGUUCGGCCGCCGGGUGAUGGCGAAACUGAUGGGGCUGGAGAAGCGCAUUCAUUGGAAAGAUGACGUGCAGUCGCAGGAGGCCGAGGAGGCCGAUGCCGUGGCAUUCAAGGACGCGUUUAAGGAGUUUGAUUUUACCUUGGAGGGGUAGGGAUGCGCUGGGCAGAUCGACAUCCGAAAAGAUCUAUCACGGCAACUGCGCGCGGUCUGCACGGCGGGUAGGCCGCGAGGCUAUGGGACUGCGCGAUGGCCAG
Molecule: messenger RNA, 2108 nt
Organism: Aspergillus ibericus CBS 121593
Lineage: Eukaryota; Fungi; Ascomycota; Eurotiomycetes; Eurotiales; Aspergillaceae
Product: CwfJ domain protein
Exons: 1
Coding region: 338-2005 (555 amino acids)
Biological process (GO): mRNA splicing, via spliceosome
Cellular component (GO): post-mRNA release spliceosomal complex
Molecular function (GO): hydrolase activity; RNA lariat debranching enzyme activator activity
Source: RefSeq, a predicted model, not a curated record